AUGUCGGUUUAUAUCAGUAACUCCUUUGCAGGCUCCAGCUGUCGACACAUCACAUUUCCUUGGAUAUAUAUUUCGACUUGUCAGUCAGAAGUUACCGGUCAAUUAUUUGAGGUGACAUUGUCUUCCAUUACCCUGAACCUGGUGGCAUUUGAGCACAUGCCCAUCGAGUUCCUCGGAAGGACGACAAUAAUAUCGGCGAAAGUAACUUGGGAGUAUUAUAUAAAGGGCCACGCACAACGUAUACUUCGUUUAUUGUCUGUACCAGCCACUACUGUUUCCUCUUAUCCGUCUCGUAGUUGCUUGAUUGCUUAUGGAGUUCACCCAGCGGAAAGUUGGGGGGAGUUCAAAUACUUUGAGUAUUAA
Molecule: messenger RNA, 363 nt
Organism: Fusarium poae
Lineage: Eukaryota; Fungi; Ascomycota; Sordariomycetes; Hypocreales; Nectriaceae
Exons: 2
Coding region: 1-363 (120 amino acids)
Source: RefSeq, a predicted model, not a curated record